Funneliformis mosseae is the source of this 411-nucleotide messenger RNA. The record is from the annotation of a GenBank genome assembly. NCBI's taxonomy places the organism in Eukaryota, Fungi, Glomeromycota, Glomeromycetes, Glomerales, Glomeraceae.
AUGGUCGAGGAUCCAGUGUGGGAAAGUUCGAUGGUAGAUACAAUUAAUCCGAAUGUUUUUCGUCGACUUUUAAUGAACCUGACGGUCCUAUUACUUGGAAUCAAAAUAUUCAGAGGAUUAUUCACUGAGAUUAAUGCUCAUUGUAUGAGUUCCAAGAAUAAAAAUCUCACUUCACACGAUGACGUGAAAGAUAAUGCCGAAUUGAUUUACCAAAAAUUGUCUCGUAUGGAAAUGCCUCCGGGAGAACCUUGGUCUGAAUAUCAGAUUGGACUGUUUAAAGGGAAAAAGGAUAAGGAUGGAAUUUUUGAACAAUUUAGAUUGGGACCUACUCCGUCAGCAACUGAUUACGGUAAAAAAAUCAGGGAUGCUCUGUAUAAAAUAGGAGAGGUACAAAAAGCCUUUAAUAGAUGA